Molecule: messenger RNA, 438 nt
Organism: Symbiodinium natans
Lineage: Eukaryota; Dinophyceae; Suessiales; Symbiodiniaceae
Source: the annotation of a GenBank genome assembly
AUGGCUGAGCAGACGAACAGCGGGAAGUUGCGAAUUGGCAAAGUCCUGUCUAUCGUCACGAUUGCGCUGUCAAUCGCCCUGGCGAUCCUUGCCUUUAUCCUGCUUCGCACUGAGAUUGCUCCGCCUGCUUUGGGCUUCACAAUCAUUGGCCUGGUGGGCGUCUUGUUCCUGGUGGGCGCGACUGCCCUGGGCAUCGUGACGUCCUUCGAGGGGAGAUCCCCGUCUUCGUCGCCUGUGAGACCCAUCAGCAAGGGCGAGACGGCGCGCAAUCAUGAGGAGGAGCGCGUUUGGGCCGUCAUGAGCCAUGGAGAUCUGGAGUCGGGAAACCCUGAGUUUCAGAAGGUUGCCCUCAAGCCAGCAGGGUCAAGACACAUCGACCUCAAGACCUCCGCGAGCGUGGUGCCGGUGCCAAAGCCAGAUGCCUCGGCUGUGAGCAAG